This is a messenger RNA of Plasmodium reichenowi, 216 nucleotides long. RefSeq lists its product as hypothetical. The transcript has 2 exons. NCBI's taxonomy places the organism in Eukaryota, Apicomplexa, Aconoidasida, Haemosporida, Plasmodiidae. Bases 1 to 216 code for a protein of 71 amino acids. The record is from RefSeq and is a predicted model, not a curated record.
AUGCCUAACACAAAUAAAGAUAAAAAUGUUCGUUUAGAAAGACAUAGUGCAGGGAAGACACCGGCUUAUGGAGAUUCAAGUGUUCGUGCAGGCACAGGAAAAUACAACUGGGGCAAUUCAAUAGACUCUACCGUUGCAGAGAGUAAACCUAUAGAUGAAAAAGACCCGAUGUAUGAUAGUGAAAUUGAAAAAAUUAACAAAUAUUUGAAGAAAUAA